CAGUGCUCCGGCGGAAGUGGACGCGGGGGCCAUGGCGGCGAUGCAGGGCAAGGCCGAGGCCGAACACCUCCCCAUUGUUCAGCGGGAGGACGCGUGGGAGAGCGCCCUGCAGAGCUCGGGGCAGGGCGACGCCGCGGCGGAGGACUGGGACCCGGAGCUGGGGGCGUGGUCCGCGGAGUCGCGCCAGGAGGCCCGCGACAAGCUGGCGGCGUUGCAGGAGAACCUCAACAAAGCGAUGGACGAGCUCAAAGCGAAGAUGGCCGCCAGGGAGGCCAUGACCGCGGAGGAGGCCGCCGCCGCGGACAAGAAGCAGCUCGCGGAGUGGGAGGCCCACCCAGAGCACAAGCAGACGAGGGACGCGGCGAUGAAGGCGUCGGCGGAGCUGCAGGCGGUGGUGGAGGGCCUCGUCGCGAAGCGCAAGCAGCGCCUGGCGGCAAAGGAGGCGGACGUCCAGUCCUGAUGCGGAGCCCCGCGGGGCGAGGCCGCCUCCUGCGAGUGCGCGGGCGAGGGCGAGGCGGGGCGCGUGGGGGGAGGGCAGGCGUCGGCCUCACGCAAGAGCGACCUCUCGCCGGAGGGUCCUCUGGUGUGCGCACGCCGGGGUCUCCGCUCGGCUGGACGCGGUGCGAGGGCAGUGUCCUGCACGCUCGGGUCAUGGCCCCCGCCGCGGCCGCCGGAGCUCGCGCACCGGCCGUCGCCCUUGCCCGGGGCCGCCUCUUGCGCGUGGCUGGAAGAGGCUGGUGCGGGAGGAGGGAGGAGCGGAACGACAGGUGCAGCGAAAGCCCACGCCAAGAGGCGCCCUGUUCGCCUCCAGGGUGCCCUGGGCUUCGGUGGCCCUCUGCGAUGGCAGGCGCGACGUCUUCCCGCACCAGGGAGCAGUGGACGUCCUGGCGUCUCGGGUUCGGGCUUCUUUCGUGGAAGGCUUCUUUUGGCCUGGCCUCCACUGCAUCUCCGAAGGGAACGCUGCACGUGCGCACCAGUUCGGAUCUCGGCGCACAUCUCUUGCACGGGGGCAGACGCCCUAGGUGGGGCCCCGGGGGCACUCGGCCAGCACCGCGGCCGCCGCCCGUCGCCGCCGCUUCCCGCCGCGGGACGCACAGUCAGCGCACCGCUCGAAGCGCCUCGUCCGCGCGGACGUGGCCACCCGGGGGGAAAGGGCUCGUUUCG
Molecule: messenger RNA, 1164 nt
Organism: Prorocentrum cordatum
Lineage: Eukaryota; Dinophyceae; Prorocentrales; Prorocentraceae
Source: the annotation of a GenBank genome assembly